Parastagonospora nodorum SN15 is the source of this 918-nucleotide messenger RNA. RefSeq lists its product as hypothetical. Gene Ontology annotation, cellular component: cytoplasm. Gene Ontology annotation, biological process: iron-sulfur cluster assembly. Gene Ontology annotation, molecular function: iron-sulfur cluster binding. The record is from RefSeq and is a predicted model, not a curated record. The transcript has 3 exons. Lineage: Eukaryota; Fungi; Ascomycota; Dothideomycetes; Pleosporales; Phaeosphaeriaceae. Bases 1 to 918 code for a protein of 305 amino acids.
AUGGCUGCCCCGCGCACUCUCCUGCUCUGCCCGCCUUCGCUAUCGGCGCAUCCAGAGGCGCUCAACAAGAUAUACGAGAUCCAUGAUCGCUCCACCGCCGACUUGCAGAUGCUGGAUCGCAUUGCAGCAGGCCUCGUACAACUGCCCGCCGCCACAUAUGACGUCGUCCUGCUCCUCACCGACGCCGACGGCACCACGCGCGAGAGCCACAAGCUGCUCGCCCGCGAUGUCGCAAGCAAAGUCGCCGGCGCUCUGAAAGUCGGGGGAAUCCUCAAGGCGAAGACGGAGGCGAUUCUGGCGGGGCUGUCUGAGUCACCGAACGGCAUGGUGAAGACGGAGCAGGUGGAGAGCGUGUCGAUACCACUCAAGUUUGGCAAGAAGAAGACAAAUGGCGUCAAUGGUACGAAUGGUGCAGUCAACCCAGAUGGCUCGGUCCCGCUCAACCUCAACGGCAAGCGCAACCAGCCCGAGCCUGUGAAGCCAGUGGGUGUAGGUUUCGUGGACUUCAGCGACGAUCUCGACGACCCCAUAAUCACAGGCGAAGAUGACGACGACGACCUCAUCGACGAAGACGACUUGAUCACCGAGGAGGACAUGGCACGACCUGUCAUUCAGCAGUGCCGGCCCAAAGCCGGAAAGCGACGCCGCGCCUGCAAGGACUGCACAUGCGGUCUGAAGGAGAAGAUGGAAGCUGAGGACGCCGCGAAGCGCACGACUGCUGACAAAGCGCUGAACACAAUGAAGCUGGGGGCGGACGACCUUGACGAGCUGGACUUUACCGUCCAGGGCAAGGUCGGUAGCUGUGGCAACUGCGCACUCGGAGAUGCUUUCAGGUGCGAUGGUUGUCCGUAUAUUGGUCUGCCUGCGUUCAAGCCGGGUGAGGAGGUGCGACUGCUGAAUAACGAUAUUCAGCUGUAG